UUGCCAACUUCUCCAGAUGUAAAUUCUGAGUAUUUGAUCAAUGGAAACACUUAAACAUCCUGAACACAUGUUGGCCUACAAUGGGGAAAUCAUUAUCUUUCAGAUUUCACAAAUAAAAGGUACUUCCAAUGCUGAUGAGCAACAUGUUUUACAAUUUUCAAGAAGAAGAUUUCAUGCAGACUCGGGAACAUUUAUCGAAACAUCUUUUGGACAGCACAGCAUCCAAACCCUUAAAUCUUCAUCUGUUUUUGUAUGCUCUCAAUGUGUCACAGAUGUAAGAACUGGUAUAAAAUUACCUUGCAUUUUGCUAAAGACACGGAAAAGAAAGCGAAGUGGUCCAUCAAGGCUGUUUUUGCUGCUAGUACACAAUUCAAAUGAGGUUGAACUGUGUCUUAAGUUCAAAGUAGACACUGAAUCUAUAGAAGACCUACAUUUGAUUGACGGCCCAACUGUUCUUUGGAGACAAAAUGAAAAAAUCUUUUAUAUUUCAUCUUUGACGUCAGAAAUUUUAACAGCUCCAGUUAAUAUUUCUGCAAUACACUGGGCUGGAACUGUUGAAGAUGGUACUUACGCUUUGGGAGCAACAAAUAUGAGAGGGGAAGGAGGAAACGUACCACGAACUUCUCAUCCUGACAGAACUCUUCAUGGAAGUGAGUUUGUUUUGUACAACUUUGAAAAGCAGACGGUCAUGUCAGGAUCUUGCCUUGUUCCACAUGCAUAUACAAGUGUGCUCUGCUGUCUUGAAGUCUGUACUAUGCGGUGUGAGAAUCAUACAUAUGAAACGUCUUCUUUAGGGGCCAGCCGCAAGCAGUUGAUCUGGUUUGAAAAUGGAAUUCCUAAACGGGUCUGGCAGAUUCCAAAUGAAAAUCUGUCAAUGUUACAAGUUGCAUAUACAAGCCAAGCAGAUGUGUUAUGUAUUUUGUCCUUUGCUUCUGGGGAUGUUUGUGCGAUACGGAAAGAUGAGUUGCAGGCGACUGCAACAUGGCAGCACGUUGUAAGAACGUUGGUAGACGAUUUUGUUGGCAGUGGAUCUGAUCAGAUUCUACUGCUAUUUGAAGAUGAUCCAAGAUUUCCUGCUGGCCAACAAGCGUUUAGGCUGACAGACUGUGCUGAAAUUGACUAUCCAGGUGAUAGCACAGAUGAGAAAAUCACUGAAAAUCAAUAUCCUCAAAGUCAUUUUCUUAUGGUACAGACUCUUGAAGCAAGGUUACAGGCCAGCUUACUAUCACUUGAGGAGAUGGAAAACCACCUUCAGGUACAGGACAGAGUGCUCCAGUCAUCAUGUGAGGCAUUAAUAAGCAUGUCCCUGGGCAAAGAGACAACUGUACACUCUGCAGAAGAGGAAAAUUUGGUUUCACUGUGGGAUGAUUCAGAAAACUGCGAUUACCCUUCUGCAGCAGACCAAUCUUCUUCUGUAGAUCUAGAAAACGUGGUUGAGAAAGUUUGGCAUCGGGUGGUUGAUGACUUUCUGGUGGUUGGUGUAAAAAUGAAAGAAUCUGCCCACUUAUCACUGAAUGACAUUGGCUUAUCUCUUAUAAUGGAUCAAGAAAUAGCUUUACCCUCCCCAGUUACCAAGUGUCAGACUAAUGUGCUAAAAUUGGCCAUCAGUUGUUCCCCAGAUUCCAGUACUCUGCACCACACAGAACCCAUAGCAAAGAAACAAAGGCUCGACUACAAUAGCAAAGAUACUCUUACAGAGAAUUGCUCACAGAGACCCGGCCCUCCGUCCUAUCAAAACGAUUUGGAGCACACAGUUACUGCUGUCACCGAGCUGUCGUCAGUGUUGGCACUUAAUAACACUAGUUGUGCCUUGCUGCUGCAUGCCAGAAGGAAAAAUCAACCUGACUGUUUACUUAGAAGUGAGAGGCUGAGCUUGCCAUGUGGGAGAAUUCCUUUAAGCCUUGAAGAUGUUUUAAAAGGAAAACAUACAAUAAAUGUAUUUGAACACUGUCAAGGAUUGAAGAGUCUCGAAGAUAUUUUUGCAAUACUGUCAGCUUUCCAGAGAUGUUUGCUGCACAUCGUGUCACCUGACUGCACAUUGACAUCACUGAGAGCCUGGCUGCAGGAGCACAUGCAAGCAGAGCCCUUGAAACUCAUGCCUGAACUUAUGAUGUGCACAAGACCUGGAUCCCUAUGUGGAACUCUCUUUUCUUGGCAUGCAAAGACCCCAUGUGAAGGAAAGCUAACUAUAUUUUAUAGAAAUAAUAUUGUUGCACUCCAAUGCCUGCACAGUCUACAAUGCAUUCUUCCUCCGACAUGCUUGGUAAACACACUAAGAUCGGGCAGUAGGCAUAAUCUUACAAGAGACUUGGCUUGCUCUCUGGAGAAAGAGCUGCUUGCCCACAGAAACUUGGUGUCUGCUACAGCAGCUGAGGUUGAAAGUGAAUUGACCCUGAGGUGCCCAACAGACAAUAACACCACACAUACAAUGGACUCUUCUUCUGACUGGAAAGAACAAGUACAAAAGUGCAGAGAAGACCUGGAGAUGAACAAAAGGCAGAUCAGGCUGGGGGAUAAUCUAACUACGAGCAGUGACCUGUACAGGCGCAGUGCAUUGAGUGUGGCGCAGCUUCAGCUGAAUUCCGAUGCACUUAUAUGUAAAAUAGCAAAAGAAUCACAUGUCCAUGUUUAACUUGCUUUGUAUUUUGUGUACUCUAUGUAAUUUGGUUAAUCUCUUUGUUUUCAUA
This is a messenger RNA of Nanorana parkeri, 2687 nucleotides long. RefSeq names its product Fanconi anemia complementation group B (gene FANCB). The transcript has 8 exons. The record is from RefSeq and is a predicted model, not a curated record. Lineage: Eukaryota; Metazoa; Chordata; Amphibia; Anura; Dicroglossidae. The coding region runs from base 41 to 2632 and encodes 863 amino acids. Gene Ontology annotation, cellular component: Fanconi anaemia nuclear complex. Gene Ontology annotation, biological process: replication-born double-strand break repair via sister chromatid exchange; positive regulation of double-strand break repair via homologous recombination; interstrand cross-link repair.